GCGCCGCAACCCGCGCCACCUCUGUCAGCCAUCGCACCACUACGUGUACAUGGUGCUAGUUUGACUGGCCAACAUCAUGUGCCAUACACCACCGUACAAUUCUGUAGGGCGACGACGACCCGCCACAAAUAUAUGUUGAGUUUUCAUUGCGUCGUCAAUGUGACGACGUCGAGGACGUACGCCACCGGCUGCGAACGUGUCGCACGACCUCAUCCGACCAACGCACUGUCGACAUCAACGCUGCUAACAUGGACGUCCGAUGACCAUGCCGGACACCGUGUGACCGACGUCAAUGAAAGUGCAGCGAAUUUGUGCAAAGAUUAUUAGGAAUUGCACAAGACAUGGUGAUGUAAGGUUUAUCCAAGAUGAAGAAACUAAAUCAAAAGUUCUUCUAAUAACAGCAAUUAACGUUGCCACGUGUUACAUAACUACUCCAAAAAGUCCCACUGGUUCAUUAGGCAUUAGACUUCCAAUAUUUGUCAUGAUAAUCGAAAAUCUCAAUCAAUAUUUGUCAUUCGUAAUCACAAUUUUAGAUGACAUGAAUAUUCGACGUCGUUUCCGUUUUUGCAACUAUGUAAAAGACUCCAAAAUCGAUAUUUACUCAUAUUCCGCGCCUCUUUGCUUAAAUAGAGAUUGGAAUCAACUGAUAUUUGACUUGGAAAAAUUUACCGAAAAUGUAUUCCAAACAAAAUAUUUUCAAACUAUAAGAAUACAGAUUCAUGCUAAUUGUAAACUAAGAAGAAUUUAUUUUUGUGAUAAAGUGUAUGAUGAUAAUUCAUUGCCUAAAGAGUACCGAGUAAAUUUUGCCAAAAUUGUAGGACAAAAAACGAAAAACAUAAUUAAAUGGAUUUAAUAUAAAAAAAAUUGGAAA
Messenger RNA from Daktulosphaira vitifoliae (grape phylloxera), 871 nucleotides. RefSeq lists its product as uncharacterized. The transcript has 3 exons. The record is from RefSeq and is a predicted model, not a curated record. Gene Ontology annotation, biological process: positive regulation of cell motility; regulation of cilium beat frequency involved in ciliary motility; cilium assembly. The coding region runs from base 293 to 853 and encodes 186 amino acids. Gene Ontology annotation, cellular component: ciliary basal body; motile cilium. Lineage: Eukaryota; Metazoa; Arthropoda; Insecta; Hemiptera; Phylloxeridae.